AUGCGGCUUCUGCCUGUUGACAGAAAAAUUGAGGCAGGGAGGGGGACGAGGGGCUCCGAUGUUCGUGCUUUUCCUGCCAGCUCCUGCAAAGCAGAGCUGGAUAUGCACCGUUGGGCCUUGCCAUGCCUUUGCGCCUUCUGCGCCCUGGCGUCCCAGGAGGACCAGCUGGUAUUGGCCGUGCAGAAUGCAGAUGUCAAUGAAGUGGAACGACUCGUCAGCUCCGGGCAAGUCGAUGUGAGUGCAAUCACAGUAGAAAGGGGAUCUUAUAGGUGGCCGUGGCCUUUGGCGACAUAUUCUGCAACCAUUCUUCAUCAUGCUGUAUGGCGAAACAACAUGGAGGUUUUGAGGCUGCUGGUCCAGGCUUGGCCCGACGGCCUCCAAGCGAAAGAUGGCAGCAUCGAAGGACGCACGCCGUUGCAGUGGGCCGCUUACCAAGGUCGUGUGGAAGCUCUCCAGUUGAUGCUUGCGCGAUGGCUCGAAGGAAUCCGAAGUACAACAAAUUCAGUGUUCCAUUCUCAUUCUGGGACCACUCUCUUCCACGUGGCUGCUGGUGUUGACCAGGUGCAAGUCUUGCAGCUUCUCGUGGAAAGGUGGCCCGGGGGCGUGCAAGUCGCCGACAACCGAGGCGAGGUGCCCUUACAUAUUGCAGCCGAGGACGUGAACCGAAACAAGUCUUUCCAGCUCUUGAGGAAUGCAUGGCCCGGAGGCCUCCUUCAUGAAGAUAGUGCAGGCCGUACGCCUGUGCAUCUUUUUGCGCGGCAUGCAGAAAACAGUUUCGAAGACUUGCUGUUUGUCCUCGACGGAAUGCCCCAGGGCCCACGCCCGCGAGCAUUGGAGCGUGGAGGCAGCAUCUUGCAUCAGGUUGCAGAGAGUGGCAAUAUCGCGGCCAUGCAACUUCUGCUGGACAGGUGGCCUGACGCCAUCUUCACCCGGCCGAGUCUUUUAGAAGCAGCUGCCUCAUUCGGCCAGACGGAGAUGGUGAAUUUCUUGGGGCGUUUGUUUACGCCGGAAAUGUUCACCUACCAGUACGAAACUAGCGUGAGGGACGACAAUGUGUUUGGCUGCACCAUCGUGGUUGACAUGGGCUGUAAUGGCACUGCCUUUUCCCAAGGUUGGAAGAACGCGGCCGUAGAGCUCCAGUGCACAUCAAACUCGCUGUCCAAACUCUCGCUGCGGUCGCUGCAGCUUUGGUUGGAGUGUGGUGGACGAGUUGGUUGGCGAGACGCAGCUGGCACGCAGCUGCAGGCAAUUUUGGAUAAUGAAGACGCUCGUCACUUCUUGCAAUCACGCUGGACGCCUGCAGUCUUGGUUGCAAGCACAAUGAGAGAUUGGCGCACGUGGAUGGUGCCUGGCCUGACAGCCGCCGUGGCAUUUGCGGCGUUGACCCUACAAAGUAAGUUCAAGUCCUUCCGUCGUCCGGCCAGACCAGUGCAGUUUGAAGAUUCCGCUCGUGACGAGUAUUUCGAAGGCGCAAAGCGGUUGGUGAGCCAAACCUUUACCAGACAUGGGAUCCUUCUGAGGCUGUGGCGGUGGCUAGAGGUCUACGUUGCCAUUGUUUGGUUGGGCUACUUGUGCAUCCCAUUUCACUGGUCAUGGUGGUUGCCGGUUGUGGCUUUAUCAUAUCUCGGCCCUCACAUGCUGUUACACGGAAGAAGAGGUGUGCUCCACGCUCCAGCAUUGGCAAUUUUCAGUAGAGGUCUUGAAAGCCACCUCGUCGCCCUCCUCCGCACUACGGCUAUGCCUUUCUUGUCUAUAGUGUUCAUAGUGGCUUACCAAGAUCGUAGCAGCUUGGUCAACCCUAUGAUGAGAAGACUUUGGCUGAAAACGGACCGCGUUUGGUUUAACAGCUUCCUAAACGAGCAUUGGCUGUUUCAUUGGGCGCCGCCGGUGCGGGCCUUGUUGCUUGUCUACUUAUGGGCCUGCGUCACCUUGGGCCUCUUGUGUCUCUACUUCCUGUGCCUGCUUUGCGCAGGUUGCAGGAAAGUCGCGUGCGGACGUGGCGAGCAAGCGCAAAGCUCUGGCAGCCAGGACCGCGAGAAGGGCCAGUUCUUGCGGGUUUUGCUUCGCACACCCUCAAAGGAGUUCAGCACAUUGAGCCCAAGCGUAAAGCCCGUGGCUGCAUUCGCCUGGCCGUGGCAAGGUGGUGGGCUAUGGUUCGAAGUAGCGAUGCUGGUGCUGGACGUGGCGCUGGACGUGAACACCAUCUACACCUUCCUUGCAGCGCAGGAUUACUUAUUUGCAGCUGUUAUGACCUUCGUGGUGUCAUGGAGCGGCAUGAAACAGCUCAUCGCACUACCGCCAUGGCGGCUCCGGCAGGCCGUCAGGGCCAGCGCAGAGCGUGGCAUCAAACAUCAGGAUUUGUUGGACUACUUGGAGGAAGAGAAGCGGUCCGAGUCCUUCUUCUGCGCCUGCAUUUCCGCCUACGCCUCUGUCUUUGCGGUGCAGACGGCCGACCAGAUGCUCACGCAAUUUGUCAGCCUUCUUUCAAGCACCUGGCAGUUUGCAGGCUAUGCCGUUCAAAUCUGCGAUAUGGACUUCAAGCUCGACGAAGCAGUUGACGAGCCGCAGCCUCCGGAGGUAGCCGCCGCGCAGCAGCCGGAUGUCCUGGGAGCUCCCAUGGACUGCAACAGCAGCUCAGAGGCCUCUGGCACGGCCACUACAGCAACCACGCAGCCGAAUGUCAUGGGCAACCUUGUUCCCGCAUGGGGCCCUGGACACGUGCCAGAAGUGGUCCAGAAGCCAGAAGAAAUAGCCAUCGAGGUGAAACUCAACGACGAACCCAUGCCUUCGCUACCCCCUAUGCCAGCCUGGGGAGCGGAAGGGGCACCGGGCUCAGCUCCAAGGAAAUCAAGUUCUGCAGCCCGAAAAGGGAGGGCGAGCAAUGCUCGCUUGCAGCGAAAGAAGACGCAGACCUCCGGGAAAACUGGAUCUUCGAAGCUUCCUGAAUCCUGA
Molecule: messenger RNA, 2952 nt
Organism: Symbiodinium natans
Lineage: Eukaryota; Dinophyceae; Suessiales; Symbiodiniaceae
Source: the annotation of a GenBank genome assembly